Molecule: messenger RNA, 1260 nt
Organism: Saccharomycopsis crataegensis
Lineage: Eukaryota; Fungi; Ascomycota; Saccharomycetes; Ascoideales; Saccharomycopsidaceae
Gene: RNA1
Product: GTPase-activating protein RNA1
Exons: 1
Coding region: 1-1260 (419 amino acids)
Biological process (GO): nucleocytoplasmic transport; activation of GTPase activity
Cellular component (GO): cytosol; nucleus; perinuclear region of cytoplasm
Molecular function (GO): GTPase activator activity; small GTPase binding
Source: RefSeq, a predicted model, not a curated record
AUGGCCACUUUGGACUUCUCUCCUGAUAUCACUACGGAGGAAACGUACUCCCUUGCAGGUAAGCAACUCAAGCUUACAACUGAGGAAGAUAUCAAACCAUAUUUGGAAGAACUUGCCAAAGUGAAACCUCUUAAGAAGAUUGAUUUUUCUGGUAACACUAUUGGUAUUGAGGCUUCUAAAGCUUUGGCGGAGGUGAUUGAGGCACAUGGUGCUGAUAUUGAGGAAGUAAACUUCAGUGAUUUCUACACUGGUAGAUUGAACACUGAGAUCCCUCAAUCUUUAGAAUAUUUGUUGCCAGCGCUAUUGACUUUGCCAAAAUUAUCCAUCCUUAAUUUGAGUGAUAACGCCUUUGGUUUACAAACCAUUGAUCCAAUAGAAAAGUUUUUGCCAAAUGCGGUUGCCUUGGAGCAUUUGAUCUUGUCCAACAAUGGGAUGGGUCCAUUUGCUGGGGCAAGGAUCGGGAAAGCAUUAUUCAAGUUGGCCCACAACAAGCAAAAUAGAUAUAAAGAUGGCGAAGUCAGAUACUUGAAGACAUUCAUUUGUGGUAGAAAUAGAUUAGAAAAUGGCAGUGCUGACUAUUUGUCAUUGGGUUUGAAGGCCAACAAGAACUUGGAAACCAUAAAGUUGUACCAAAAUGGUAUUAGACCUGCCGGGAUUUCCAAAUUGGUCAACAAUGGGUUAACUGACUUGAAGCAUUUGAGAAUUAUCGAUUUGCAAGACAACACAAUCACCAAGAAAUCGUCUUCCCACUUAGCCAAGAACUUGAGCAGUUCCAACUGGACCAACCUUAAGGAAUUAAACUUAAAUGACGCCUUAUUGCAAAAGAAGGGUGGUUAUGAAAUUUUGAAAGCCUUGUCGGAUGGUAAACCCCACAAUAAUUUGAAAAAACUAAAGUUGCAAUUCAACGAAUUGGACGAAAAAUCUUUGGAAAUUUUGCCUGCCUUGAUUGAAAAGAACUUGCCAAAUUUGGAGCAUUUGGAAAUCAACGGUAAUAUUUUCGAUGAAGAAUCGGACGAACUUGUUGCUAUCCAGGAAAUUUUUGAUAAAAGAGGUUUUGGUGAAUUAGAUGAAUUGGAUGAAUUGGAAGAACCAGACUCUGAUGAAGAAGACGAAGAAGAAGAAGAGGAAGAAGAGGAAGAAGAGGAAGAAGAAAGUGAAUUUGAUUCUGAAGUUGCUGCUGCUGAACUUCUCGAAGAGCUCAAGAAAACAGGUGAAGAAGAAGAAUUGAUUUCCAAACUUGAGAAGACACACAUUGCUUAA